AUGUGGGAUAGGUGGUGGCUCAGUGCUUGGUUGUUUCCCGUCAUUUCGGCAUGCAUGUGGCUCGGUAUGCUGCUGGCCAUGUUCUGCUCCUGGGAAGCCAAUGGACAUCCUCACCUGAAGUCCAUGAGCCCAAAUCAGCAUAUUGCCUACAUAUCUGACAUCGGCGCUUUUGGGCUAAAACCCCUCUUCAUCACCGGUUCUGUCAUCACCACCGUGUUCCUCGACUUGGGCUUCUUGUCGGAGCGAUGGCUUCGACACUAUGGCCGACUGGCGCCCAACACCUCGCGCGUCCAAUCCGCUCUUUCGAGCUGCUCCAUCUUCUUUGCCAUCGCAGGCGCGUGCGGUCUGAUCUUCCUGUCAAUCUUCGAUACCUAUCAUCACCACAAAGUCCAUGACGGAUGUUUGUUCCUCUUCAUCGGUGGAUAUAUCAUCUCCGCCAUCUUUCUUUGUGCCGAAUAUCAGCGACUCGGGAUCCACUACCGUCAGCACCGCGCUCUGCGCCUAUCCUUCUGGGUCAAGCUUGCCUUCAUCUUUAUCGAGAUUGCCCUCGCCAUUGUCUUUGCCUGCACGUCAUGGAAAAACCACUACAAUGUGGCCGCCGUGUUUGAAUGGAUCGUUGCCCUCAUUUUCACCUUCUACGUCCUCUCGUUCGUGCUGGACCUUUGGCCGUCGGUGCGGUCGAAGCACCACGUUCCUCAGGGCUGGAGGGAAAGGGAAGCGGAACUCGAAAAGGAAGCUGGAAGAAACGGAGGUUUGCCCCCUCUCAACCAGAGCCCUGCGCCCAUCACCUCGGAUCAAAAUGCAACCACAUAUCAAAACGACGACACCUAUUACAACCCUGCCACCCAAAGCUAUCGGGGGACCAACAUGACCGCUGGUCAGGGCUCCCACAUCCAGUCUGCACUCUCAAAAUAUCCCGUGGAGCAAAAUGAUCUUGGGCGACAAAAACGGUGGGGUAUUGGACGGUUCCGAAUCUAA
Messenger RNA from Fonsecaea multimorphosa CBS 102226, 978 nucleotides. RefSeq lists its product as uncharacterized. The record is from RefSeq and is a predicted model, not a curated record. Lineage: Eukaryota; Fungi; Ascomycota; Eurotiomycetes; Chaetothyriales; Herpotrichiellaceae. Bases 1 to 978 code for a protein of 325 amino acids. The transcript has 2 exons. Gene Ontology annotation, cellular component: plasma membrane.